Messenger RNA from Marasmius oreades (fairy-ring Marasmius), 1548 nucleotides. RefSeq lists its product as uncharacterized. Gene Ontology annotation, molecular function: transmembrane transporter activity. Gene Ontology annotation, biological process: transmembrane transport; amino acid transport. The transcript has 20 exons. The coding region runs from base 1 to 1548 and encodes 515 amino acids. Gene Ontology annotation, cellular component: membrane. NCBI's taxonomy places the organism in Eukaryota, Fungi, Basidiomycota, Agaricomycetes, Agaricales, Marasmiaceae. The record is from RefSeq and is a predicted model, not a curated record.
AUGUCAGAGCCUGUGCAAGCCACUAGUAUCCAGAAUGAUGAAGCAGAGCUGGCCAGGAUGGGCUACAAGCAGGAAUUAAAGAGGGACCUCGGUUUGUUACAGAAUUUCGGGGUUUCGUUUUCCAUUAUCUCUGUGAUAACUGGCAUUCCGUCCUUAUUUGCAACUGGUCUUAACACUGGAGGCCCCGCAGUAAUGGUCUGGGGAUGGGUUGUGGUCUCCACCUUUACGAUGCUCGUGGGGCUGGCUAUGGCAGAAAUAUGCAGUGCCCAUCCAACUUCGGGCGGACCAUACUUUUGGGCCGCUAUGUUGUCCGAUCCUGGAGGCGCGGCGCUCACAUCAUGGAUCACCGGAUGGUUCAAUCUACUUGGCCAAGUAGCUGUCACUACCGGUAUCAGUUUCGCAUGUGCUACCUUCCUAUCAACAGUUUGCACGUUCAAAACGGGCUUUGUGCCCAACGAAAAGACUCAGAUAGGUGUCUAUGCCGCCGUCCUCUUCACCCAAGGAAUGAUCAACACAUUCGGAGUCCGAAUCCUCCAUAUCCUAAACAACAUCUCCGUAUGGUGGCACGCUCUCGGGACUUUUUCCUUGGUCGUCGCGGUUCUAGCAAAAGCACCGACGCAUCAAUCUGGAGAUUUUGUGUUUCGAACGUUCAUUGAUGGGACUGGGGGGUGGGGUGAGAGGGCUAGUCCGGCUUAUGUUGCUGUUAUUGGGAUUCUCAUGGCGCAGUAUACGUUGACUGGAUUCGAUGCGAGUGCUCACAUGACAGAAGAAACGCGAAAUGCAGCCAUGUCCGGAAGCCUCGGUAUUAUCAUGGCUAUUGGCGUUUCCGCACUGCUCGGGUGGUACCUCCUCCUCGGUCUCUUAUUCUCCAUUCAAGAUCUAGACGCAACCCUCCAUUCUGCGACUGGUCAACCAGUCGCGCAGAUUUUCUUGGAUACGGUUGGGGAAGAUGGGGCGAUCGUGUUAAUGGUCAUUGUGAUUGGAGCGAUGUUCAUGUGCGGAACCUUUUCCAUAACCUCCAACUCUCGCAUGAUGUACGCUUUCGCUCGAGACGGCGGACUCCCCGGAUCCAAAUUCUUCGCUCACGUAGACGCACGAUGGAGAUCUCCCAUCCGAACCGUAUGGCUCGCAUGCACCCUAAGCUUCAUCCUCGGUCUUCCCAGUUUAGGCAGCCAAGUCGCUUUCUCAGCAGCCACCUCCAUUGCUACAAUUGGCCUGUACACCUCAUACGGGAUCCCCAUCGCCCUCCGAGUCAUCUACCAUAGGAAAUUCACCCGAGGACCGUUCCAUCUGGGGAGAUGGUCGUUCCCCGUUGCGGUUGCGGCUGUGGGAUGGAUUGUAUUUAUUACCAUUGUGUUUGUGUUGCCGCAGGUUAAUCCCGUGUCAAGUGAAACGCUCAACUACUCCAUCGUGGCUGUAGGCAUUGUGAUUGUGUAUUCGGUUGGGUUUUGGAUUGCGAGUGCGAGGAAGUGGUUUACGGGUCCUGUUAAGCAGAUUGCUGCGGAGGAAAAGGGCGUAGAUAUAUUGGACGUUGAGAAAGUUGCUUAA